Molecule: messenger RNA, 2788 nt
Organism: Megalops cyprinoides (Indo-Pacific tarpon)
Lineage: Eukaryota; Metazoa; Chordata; Actinopteri; Elopiformes; Megalopidae
Gene: acadm
Product: acyl-CoA dehydrogenase medium chain
Exons: 12
Coding region: 79-1341 (420 amino acids)
Biological process (GO): medium-chain fatty acid catabolic process; fatty acid beta-oxidation
Cellular component (GO): mitochondrion
Molecular function (GO): medium-chain fatty acyl-CoA dehydrogenase activity; flavin adenine dinucleotide binding
Source: RefSeq, a predicted model, not a curated record
UUAUUUUUUCCAGGAUAAAGGUUGUUCGGGCAUUCAAGGUUUUGGGCUACGUCUGAGGUUUGUGUCUGGAGAGCGACAAUGUUGUUCAGCAAGGUAUUCAAGGCCAGUGUGCAGACCGGACUGAGGCUGCAGAGUACCAGUGCAAAAGCAGCAACCAGCGCUGUGAAAACGUCACAUGGAGGAUUUUGCUUCGAGCUCACUGACCAGCAGAAGGAGUUCCAGGAGCUGGCCAGGAAGUUUUCUCGGGAGGAGAUUGUGCCUGUUUCCCCAGAAUAUGACAGGAGUGGUGAAUAUCCUUUCCCAGUCAUCAAGAGGGCAUGGGAACUUGGCUUGAUGAAUUCCCACAUUCCUGAAGACUGUGGCGGAAUGGGUCUGGGUAUAUUUGAUUCCUGCCUCAUCACUGAGGAACUUGCGUAUGGCUGCACAGGUGUUCAGACUGCCAUUGAAGCAAACUCCCUUGGUCAAAUGCCAGUCAUCAUUGCAGGAAAUGAGGAGCAGCAGAAAAAGUAUUUGGGAAGAAUGACAGAGGAACCUCUAAUGUGUGCAUACUGUGUGACUGAGCCAGGGGCGGGCUCUGAUGUGGCUGCGAUCAAAACCCGCGCAGUGAAGAAAGGUGACGAGUACAUCAUAAACGGGCAGAAGAUGUGGAUCACCAACGGAGGCAAGGCAAACUGGUAUUUCCUCCUGGCUCGGUCUGACCCUGAUCCCAAGUGCCCAGCCAGCAAGGCCUUCACAGGCUUCAUUUUGGAUGCAGACACCCCUGGAGUCCAAGUUGGCAGGAAGGAGAUGAAUAUGGGUCAGAGGUGCUCAGACACACGAGGCAUCACUUUCGAAGACGUGAGAAUCCCCAAGGAGAACGUUCUGAUUGGGGAGGGAGCUGGGUUCAAGAUUGCCAUGGGGGCCUUCGAUAAGACCAGACCACCGGUGGCAGCAGGGGCGACAGGACUAGCACAGAGGGCCCUGGAUGAAGCCUCAAAAUAUGCCCUGGAGAGGAAGACCUUUGGAAGGCUCAUUGCUGAGCACCAGGCAGUGUCAUUCUUGCUGGCGGAGAUGGCGAUGAAGGUAGAGCUGGCCAGAAUGGCCUAUCAGAGAGCAGCCUGGGAGGUGGACGAGGGCCGCAGGAACACCUACUACGCCUCAAUCGCCAAGGCCUUCGCUGGGGACAUCGCCAACCAGGUCGCCAGCGACGCCGUGCAGAUCUUUGGCGGGAACGGGUUCAACAGCGAAUACCCUGUGGAGAAGUUGAUGAGGGAUGCCAAAAUUUAUCAGAUCUACGAAGGCACCGCUCAGAUCCAGAGAUUGAUCAUAUCACGUGAGCAUAUCGGGAAGUACAAGAACUGAACACUAUGGGACCGUCCCUGAAAUGUGCAGUCUUCCCUGUUGUAAGGUUUUUCUGUAUGUAAAGUAUAAAUGGAUUAAUGUUUGAGAUGAAGAGUGCAAUUCUUGACUAGCAUAGUGAAUCUCCAGAAGUACUAAGUGAAAGUUGGAAAGGCACUUAACAAGAGAUAUACAUGUUGCAUACUUUUUGAUUCGAACCAACUUUUUGGCACAUGUGAAGCACAGUCUUCCAUUGCUGCAGUUUGUAAAUAUUCAUCGACUUCAUCUCGCACCACUGUGCAGCCAUUUUGAGGGCCUCAUAUUCCCUUAUUGCUUACACUGAAAAUUGUGGUCAUAAAGGAGUUAAACUGAAAAUGAUUUACUGCCUGCCAAAGGAGGAAAACCAGCAGAAGGAAGGGCUUUCUGUCAGCUGAAGAGUUUAGCCAGGAGAGAUUGCUGAAAUGCCAACUGAACAAUUUUAGGUGACUAGAUAUCAUUUCAUUCCUAUAGUUAAAUGGUUUGUCCCCCUGCUAAUCAGUGGAAUCUGCCAGUAUAUGAACUAUCUAUUUAGCUGGCAGCUAGAAUUUUUCCUUAAGGAUAGAUGGCUAAGGAAUAUAUAUUAUUGGACAGCUACCUGUCUAACCAGAGCUCCAUCUGUUACCGUCGUAGCUAACGAUUGAGAGGCAUGGGUACUUCUGCUGCCUUUGCUGGUGAACACAUGGCAAGGUAUAGCAGUUUUUGUGGUGUGACUGUAGGCUAAAUGUCAGGGUCAUAGCAUUGCUUUGUAGUCCAGCAAAAUAAAGUUACUGAUGUAUCCAUCAGCAGACAGCCACAAAGACUCUAAUGUUCUAACUACCCCUUGGUUAGCUUGUUGGUUUAAAUGGUGCCUGGUUCUGCUGAAAAGUUGUUGCAAGUUGGCAUAGCAAGGUUUUGUUGCCACUUUAAGCUGUUGGAAGGUAGCAAGAUGGAUGAGCAGAAAUUCCAGUAGCCAAAUGGCUGGCAGAAUAGCGCAGCAAGGUAAUCAAUCGUGACGUUGUGGCAAGUGUAUACAGGAAGGAAAAGCCAUAACACCCUGAAACCCUGAACCCAAGCAUCAUUCACCCAUUCAUCACUUUAUUCAGUGGUCUUUCUGUGUUGCUACUUUUUCUGAACAAAGUUGAUGUUUUAAAUGCAGUGUGUUUGACCUGUUGAGGCUAAAGUAACCAUCUGUCCCAUUGACUUUCUCUGAUUAAAAAUGCUAGGUGUGCUUGAAACCUGGGAGAACAGACCUCAAACUGGUGUUCCUAAUCCCUGAUCUUUUGGCUGAAAUGUUGGUUUUGGGUGUCAAACUAAGUGAGCAACCCUAUUUCAGCAUAGUAGCAUGUAACUGUUUUUUCAUGGGGUAUGACUGGUUAUCAUUAAUGCUGCUCAGGAUAACAUUUAUAUAGGAAAUUGGUUGCCUUAUACUCCAUCAGAAUGCCUUGUUCCUGUA